GGCGCCGCGGUCUGCGCCUACGUGCGCAUGGUCUUCCUGGCGCUCUACGUGCUGUUCCUCGGCGACGAGGAAUUCGACGUGGUCGUGUGCGACCAGGUGUCUGCCUGUAUCCCAGUCUUCAAGCUGGCCAGACGGCGUAAGAAGAUCUUGUUUUAUUGUCACUUCCCAGAUCUGCUUCUUACCAAGAGAGAUUCUUUUCUUAAACGUCUAUAUAGGGCCCCAAUUGACUGGAUAGAAGAAUACACCACAGGCAUGGCUGACUGCAUCUUGGUCAACAGCCAGUUCACAGCUGCCAUAUUUAAGAAAACGUUUACGUCCCUAUCUCAUAUAGACCCCGAUGUCCUCUACCCAUCUCUGAAUGUCACCAGCUUUGACUCAGCUGUCCCUGAAAAACUUGAUGAUCUAGUCCCCAAGGGGAAAAAAUUCCUGUUCCUCUCCAUCAACAGAUACGAAAGGAAGAAAAACCUGACUCUGGCACUGGAAGCCCUAGUAAAGCUGCGUGGAAGAUUGACAUCCCAAGAUUGGGACAAGGUUUAUCUGAUCAUGGCUGGUGGUUAUGAUGAGAGAGUCCUGGAGAACGUGGAACACUAUCAGGAACUGAAGAAAAUGGCCCAGCAGUUUGACCUUGACCAGUCUGUGACCUUCUUGCGAUCUUUCUCGGACAAACAGAAAAUCUCACUCCUCCAUGGCUGCACGUGUGUGAUAUACACACCAAGCAAUGAACACUUUGGCAUUGUCCCUUUGGAGGCCAUGUACAUGCAGUGCCCAGUCAUUGCUGUCAAUUCAGGCGGGCCUUUAGAGUCCAUUGUCCACAGUGUUACAGGGUUUCUAUGUGAGCCUGACCCAGUGCACUUCUCAGAAGCAAUAGAAAAGUUCAUCCAUGAACCUUCCUUAAAAACCACAAUGGGACUGGCAGGCAGAGCCAGGGUGAAGGAAAAGUUUUCCUCUGAAGCAUUUACAGAACAGCUCUACCAAUAUGUCACUAAACUGCUGGUAUAGUCAGAUGUUUUUAAGGUCUUUAUGCUAUAUUCGUUAAUGUCAUUUUAUAGAUUGUAGACCCAGUUUUGAAACCAUAAAAGAAACCUAGAAUCUAGUGUUGAAGAGUUUAAAAAAAAAAAAAUACGCUUGAAUCUGAGCCACCUUCCUAUAUACCACACCUUCCCGACUCCUUUUUCAGAAAAACAAUAUAUUUUACGUUAAAAUAA
This is a messenger RNA of Miniopterus natalensis, 1205 nucleotides long. RefSeq names its product ALG2 alpha-1,3/1,6-mannosyltransferase (gene ALG2). The record is from RefSeq and is a predicted model, not a curated record. NCBI's taxonomy places the organism in Eukaryota, Metazoa, Chordata, Mammalia, Chiroptera, Miniopteridae. Gene Ontology annotation, cellular component: endomembrane system. Gene Ontology annotation, molecular function: GDP-Man:Man(1)GlcNAc(2)-PP-Dol alpha-1,3-mannosyltransferase activity. Gene Ontology annotation, biological process: dolichol-linked oligosaccharide biosynthetic process.